AUAGUCUGUGUGCCGCGUCGCUGCCCGUGUGCAUGUUUUUUCCCGUUGCCUCUUUUCUCGCGUGAAAAACAGAGUCUGCACUUCAGAAUCUCUGCGUGGCCAGAAAGUCGAAUUCGCCCACUACACCCGUGAUAUCCCGCACAAUUAUUGACGCCCAAGCACCAAUGCCCUGCGCGCGCCCUGCCGCCUAAUGUGCCAAUCAAGUCUCAACAGAAUGCAGCGGGACAAUUAGCAAUGACGCGCAGUGAUUCCACCGAGGCUCAACAGGCUGCACACCAGCAGGCUGAUCAACGAGGGCGGGCGGACAGGCGACGAGGCGAGGGCGAAUUCGCGGCGGCCGUUGUGAGAUGUGAUGCGAAUAAUCCCGGCGUCCAAUCACGCGGCGGCACAGCCCUGCAAUGCUCCCAACACCAACAAACGAGCAAGCGCAGGCAGCAAAAACCAAAAGGAGUCACACAGGCGGCUGGAGAAGGAGGGAGACGAGCAGAGACAAUGCCAGCGGGAGAGACCAAUUCCCCAAGUGCCGCACCAGGGUUGUCUUGCCCUCUGCAGAGCGGUCAACCGACACGCCUUACAUUGGACAGACGUGCAGACGUGUGCAGCCAUGCACCAAAUCGUGAAUCACAGAGACCUUUUGCCCUCCGCUGGCGCAGCAUGAACAAGCGGUGUGUGUCGCACAAAAGCCCACGCAUGGCAGGCCAACACCUGUUCAAGCUGACAGCAUCGUCGGCGCCGACGUGCCCUUUGCAGCACAAUCUCCAUACAUUCAACACGUCUCCAACCCCAUUCCCAGCACUUUUGACGAGCCAGGACUUUGCCUCUGCGCCCCUCCAUUGGGCCCGCAUUCAGUAGACCCGGCGCACCCGCGAGCUAAACCCUUCUCCAACCGACAAUCUGCACCUCGCGGUACGCAGGCGCAUAGAGCCCCCGUUAGCUUCAUCCCGUCGUACAGACAACGUUCCUGUCACGAUAGCAUGCACGGCCACCUGCCAAGGCCUGCGUGGCCGAGCGAGAGCAGACCCAAGUUUCAUACACCCAAGUCGGUCGUGAGUUGACAGGGACGUCUUGAACUCGCUCUGUAGAACAGCCUGACCCCAAUCCACCACCACCCUUCACAAGCCUCACUACACAGCGCUUCCCACACUCACAUUGCCAAUGUCAUCUUGCGAACGAACAAUCUGAAC
Dothidotthia symphoricarpi CBS 119687 is the source of this 1184-nucleotide messenger RNA. RefSeq lists its product as uncharacterized. The coding region runs from base 235 to 852 and encodes 205 amino acids. The record is from RefSeq and is a predicted model, not a curated record. The transcript has a single exon. Lineage: Eukaryota; Fungi; Ascomycota; Dothideomycetes; Pleosporales; Dothidotthiaceae.